UAUUCUGAAUAUUCUGUUUACCCAUUUUGGGAUUUUGUUGCUUUCUCUGAAAGUUGAUUGCUUGUUUAAUUAAUAUGUCGUUUUGCCACAGCUUUUAGCUAUACAACAUACACCAGAUUAUUUUUGGAUGACCCUUUGUCUGGAUUCUGAAUCUUUUGUUGCUUUCUUGGAAAGUUGAUUGCUUGUUUGAUAAAUGUGUGGUUUUGUCACAGCUUUUAGCUAUAUAAUAUACACCAUUUUGGGAUUUUGUUGCUCUUUUAGAAAGUCGAUUGCUUGUUUGAUAAAUGUGUGGUUUUGCCACAGCUUUUAGCUACAUAACAUACACCAUUUUGGGAUUUUGUUGCUUUUUUAGAAAGUUGAAUUCUCGUUUGACAAAUAGGUUCUUUUAUCACAGUUCAGAUUAUAUUUGGAUGACCCCUUUUCUUGACUCUGGAUUUUCUAUUUACUUAUUUUGGGAUUUUGUUGCUUUCUUAGAAAGUUGAAGGCUUGUUUGAGAAAAUAGGUUCUUUCGCCAGAGCUUUUAGCUAUACCUCAGAUUACUUUUGGAUGACCCCUUUUAUUGAUUCUGUAAUUUCUGUUGACUCAUUUUGGGAUUUUGCUACUUUCUUGGAAAGUUGAAGUUUGUUUUGUAAACCGCUAUACGCAGAUUAUAUUGGGAUGACCCCUUUUCUUGAUUCUGAAUAUUCUGUUGACCCAUUUUGAGUUUUGUUGAUUACUUGGAAUGUUGAUUGCUGGUCUGAUAAAUGGGUGUUGCAUACAGCUUUUAGGUAUACCCCACAUCAGAUUAGGAAAAUGGAAGAGUCAAUUCAGUUGCGGAAAAAACUAGAACCUGUAGAGCUUAUUAAAGCGGUAAAUCGCUUAAAGAAGGAAAAUUUGAUGGAUAAAAAGGUGCAACAAAUACCUCAGCAUAUUAAACAGAAGAUAGCAGAUGAGAUACUAGUGACUUUAAAAGGCAUGAAUGUGAAUGCGGAUGCGACUGUGCUACAAGAUGCAGUGGAAAAUUGGCGGAGAGAAAAAUUUAAAGCCGCCACAGAACUUAUUCAUGAGAAGACAUCAAAUUCAACUACUUCUCUAAAGGAGGCUAGAUUCCUUGCACGAGCUUUGGGCGAUGAUUGGGCUGAGCUGUCAGAAGAAAUUGGUCUCUGGAUCCCUGUUCAGAUCAUCAAUACGGAACACGAUGAUAAACCUGAGGGUGAAGAGGAACUUGAUUACGAAGCCGUAGCUGGCAAACAGCUUCCUCUUGAAUGUCAUGCUGAAGUUCAUACUGAUUAUAGUGGUGAUGCUGUCAGAUGGGGCCUCACCCACCAUAAAGAAUCUGCGUAUGAUUGUUGUAUGGCUUGUUUGAAUCAAGCUAAGCAUGCCGGACCAAACAAAAAGAAAUGUAACAUAUGGGUUUACUGCCCAUCAGAGACGGGAUGCCACUCUCCGGAUAUUUAUCAACACAAGCAUCAGGAGUGUUGGCUGAAAUAUGCAGAGAAACCUAGAUUGAAUUUUAAGGACCGCUAUCCUCAAUCAUACAGAAACGCUCACCCAAAUGCGCCAGUAAUUGUUCCGUGGAUGUCUGGUGUUGUUAGUGUAUAAUUUGUCACUAACACAGUAGACGAUAAGCCUUGAGGUCUUAGUCCUUCCACGAUGUGGAGAUGUUGUAAUAGUUCCAAAUUGAGGCAAGAAAAUCGGAUCAGUUUUCUCGAGUUGCAGUUUCUAUGGGAGAGCUGCUUCUCUUGUUGUUAUUGUUGUUGUUGUCUUGUAGGAAGAUGUACCAAAAUAGAUUUUUUUUUGUAUUACACGGGUGAUUAGCGUGGUCCUGGUAGCCUUAAGGAAGUGGAGUGCCUAGGUUGUAACAUUUUUGACAUUGUAAUUGUUGAUUAAAGUUUUCAGUUUACGUCAAAGGGAUCUUAGCAACUGUUUGGUCAAUUAUUGUAUUCAAACAAGGAAUUCACUUACUAUUAUAGUAGUCUAUAUAAUGUCUUUU
Molecule: messenger RNA, 1972 nt
Organism: Lycium ferocissimum
Lineage: Eukaryota; Viridiplantae; Streptophyta; Magnoliopsida; Solanales; Solanaceae
Exons: 6
Coding region: 793-1581 (262 amino acids)
Source: RefSeq, a predicted model, not a curated record